UCCAAUAUGAAGCUCAGGCGGGUCUUGGAUGUGUUUGGUGUUGUCCCAGUUUGUAAAAACCUCCAAAGUAGGCGCAGUUCCACUGAUUUGUACAUUUCUUAAGGUGUGUAUGAUAUUUACACUGCCCUGCAGUGUGCUUUUUUUUUCCUACUCCAGGUGGGUUUCUUUUUUCGGUCACAUUAGGUCUGUUUUACAUGCGCACUAGCCAGCUAGCUACGAAGACAAUGAAUUUGACCAGAGAAUUAUUAUACAUUUUAAUUCAUGCCACUGGAAAAAAAAAUAUUAAGCUUAUCAAAUGGCUUCAAAAAAGAAAGCUGCUGGCAAAGACUGUCAAGUGUCCGAAAUGCAGAAGAGAUAUGAAGAUGGAAAAACGAAACAAUACUUCAGAUGGCCUAGUGUGGGAAUGUCGGCAUAAUAGCCACAGAGGCAAAAAAUACAGCAGAACCCUGAGAGUGGGAUCUUUUUUUGAAAGGUCCAAAAUUACCUUGUUGUCAUGGAUGACAUAUAUUUACAGAUUUUCUCAAGGUUUGCGUCUCAGGCAAGUGGACAUGAUGCAAGAUGAAAUUGCAAGAAGCUCAAGGACACUUUCCAAGAUGGCUUCAGUUCUGAGGAAAAUCUGCCACCGUGCCAUGAAAAGGUACACCAGAAAACAUGGGCAGAUGAUCGGCGGUGAAGGAGAAUUUGCUGUUAUUGAUGAAAGUAACUUUCGCCAUAAACGAAAGUAUGGACGAGGGAGAGUUGCCCCCACAUGGAGGAGAAAGAAGUGGGUGUUUGGUGUACUCGGAGUAAAGAGAAAACAGCGCCAUCCAGUUCUGCGGCUUGUGAGGAGAAGAUCAAGACAUCAUCUUGUACCUAUAGUCGUUAAACAUGUGCGCCCAGGUACUACACUAAUCAGCGAUGAUUGGAGAGCUUACAGAGGUGCUUUAACAGAUAUGGGCUACACACAUUUUAGUGUUAAUCAUUCCCAGUGGUUUGUAGAUCCCCACACUGGAGCUCAUACCCAACAUCUUGAGAGAGCAUGGUUAACUUACAAAACAAGAAUCUGGAGGCUGCGAGGCAACAGGACAGAGCAAAUGCUAAAACAGCAUCUUUCCUUCAUUGAGUGGACAUACUGGCUGGGUGACAAACAUAGACAUGGUACCCUUGGGCGUUUGCUUAAAGAUAUUAAGCAUCAGUUUCCUGUCUAAAGAUAGAGGCUUAGUUGAUUGUUUUUUUUUUUAUAUAAUUUAUUUUAGCAUUUAUAAGACUUAAGGUAUUAGACUUUAUUAGCUAUUUACUUUUUAUUUUUUAAGUAAAAAAUACUUUUUUGUUGUUUAGAAAUGUGCUAAAGAAUUAGCAAUAUUUUUUGUUUGAAGACGAGACUGUGAGCCUUUUUUGUUGUCGAAUCUUGUUUAGAUAUUGUCUGUAUACGUUCAUAGUCACUUUAAU
This is a messenger RNA of Astyanax mexicanus (Mexican tetra), 1428 nucleotides long. RefSeq lists its product as uncharacterized. NCBI's taxonomy places the organism in Eukaryota, Metazoa, Chordata, Actinopteri, Characiformes, Acestrorhamphidae. The transcript is spliced from 4 exons. The record is from RefSeq and is a predicted model, not a curated record. Bases 195 to 1187 code for a protein of 330 amino acids.